Botrytis byssoidea is the source of this 3267-nucleotide messenger RNA. RefSeq lists its product as uncharacterized. The transcript has 2 exons. Bases 1 to 3267 code for a protein of 1088 amino acids. Lineage: Eukaryota; Fungi; Ascomycota; Leotiomycetes; Helotiales; Sclerotiniaceae. The record is from RefSeq and is a predicted model, not a curated record.
AUGGUUGGAGCUCGCCGCACACGCGCAGCUGGUGCCAGUCCAGGUGGUUUCAAAUCACUUGAUGAUAUUCCAAAGCCUACACGCGGAAAGGGAAAGAAAAUCAAGGCUGAAUCCGUCGAACGUUCAAUCGAGUCCGAGUCCAUCGAUCCAUUCAUCACAUCCGCCGAAGGCAACGAUAAUACGGAGUCGCAAAAGGCUUCAUCACCACCUACAAAUCCUUCCAGAACAAACUCUCCAGAUUCGCACUCACCUUCUCCUACACCGGUCAAUUCACGACUUGAUUCGCGCUCUACUUCCCCACCUAAAAAUAAUACCACAUCAAAUGACGCGUCUUCGGACAACGACGUUAUUGAUCAAGAGCAAGAUGCACAGCGCAUUUCUCAUCUCGGAUCCAACAGAAAGAGAUCACGAGUAUCAGAGCCUUCCACCCACCAAGGUGUUGGCGUUACAAAGGAAGACGCAGAGGAUGAUGAGCAGAGGGUCAGCAAGCGUACACGUAGACAGGAAAGCCAGGACACCGAAGAUGUCAAUGUCGAAGCCGAUGUUGAGAAUGAAAAGUCGACCGAGCCAGAGCCCACACCCGCAAAGAAACCCAAAGGUCGUCCUCGCACUCGCGCAAAGGCAAGCCCUAAGAAAUCUGCGAACAAGACUCGUGGCCGCAAGCAAGAUCCAGUUGUCCUCAACGACAGCAGCUCAGACGAAGCAGCCGAGACGACUGUAUCACCUUUCCAACCUCGAUUGAACUCUACACCAAAGCAAGCCGCCGCGCCUUCUCCACGUACUCCUCAGAAUCAGCAAGAAUUGAUUUCUUCUGAAGAAGAUGAACCCCAAGCUGGUCCAUCUACCAUUACUCAUUCAACCUCCAAACCUGCACACAUCUCUCCUGAUACCCGACCGGUUCCUCAAGCCGAAGCCGAAAAGCCAGCUUCAUCUCUCACUGAAACUGGCCCUUCUCCCUCGAAGCCUCGUGCAAUUCCUCCUGUCACUCGACCCAUUGCUCGCGCAAUUUCGACGUCGUCUAUCAAGAUUACACCUGGCAUGGGAAAGACCGAAAGAUUGCGUUUAAUGAUGAUGCAAAGAUAUCAUCCAGAAAGACUUGUUUCACCAACAAAAGGAAAAGAAGUCGCAAAGGAGGUUGUCAAAGAGGUUACCAAAGAGGUUGCUCAAAGCACAAAUGAUAUUGCUCAUAAUGAGCGUAAGAAGACGACCGCUGUGGCUUCUUCCAGUGAGACUCUUUCCAAAUCCGAUGCUCCCCAUUCAAGACGUCAGUCUCCUCGGGAUGGACACAAAUUAAUGGAUCCUUAUCUAGUAGCUAUAAACAAAGUCUUCACUAAUCACAAAGAUAAGUCGAAGGCUAUGCCAUCUAUUGAACAAGUUACCGCGUUCCUCAAUGGCUUCGAUGCUCAACAAGCUUCGCACAAUGGCAAGAGACAAACGGUUACUCAAAAACCCGCUCAUCCUCUUCAACCAAUAACACCCAAUCGCUCAGGAUUUGUUGUUCCAGGUUACGGAAGUGAUGACGAUACCGUGAUGUCCGAUGAGGAUGAAACACCCGACGUCGAGGAACCAAAGACACCUGAAGCACAAAUUACUCCUGUGCCAACUGAAAGCCCUCGAAGCUCCUGGUGGAACCCUCUCUCUACUGUUGCUACGAUGCUUACCAGCCCGUUCCGCAAGCAGGCCGAUGCUGCCCCAGCUCCGCUUCCUUGCAACAAGCUUGUUCCACCACCAUUCAUUUUCAGCCAGCCACCAACCACUCCUUCGGCCGUUCCUCUCAAGCGUAUGUCUCACUCAGAUCGCAAGCGCAAUACCCGAAACAAUGCUCAAGGUCGUCUUGGUGGUUUCCAAACCGAACGUCGUCCACGACACAAGGAUAUCGGAAGAUCACCAAGCUCCAAGAAUGGUCUUCUCACCCCAGCUGAAAUCAAGGAGAUCCAUAGAGCACAGGAUGAAUACGCCGCCAAGCAUCAGAAUAGAGGUCCUUUGAUCGUAGCCAAUCGGGAUAUUCAUAAGACCGCACGAGCAUCUCAAAGAGAAUCUCAGGCUAAGAAGGCUGCUGUUGCUGAUGCAGUCGAGGAAGAAACUUCUUCGUUCACACAUAUUCCAGCAGGCGAGAAGCGUGAUGCCAACGGCACACCAAAAGCCCCUAGCCAACGCUGGAAUAAUUUCUUAGAGUCUAGUAUUGAUUCAGAUUACGGCCCCAGAUGGGUUCGAUGUCCAAAUGGUCUUUAUAUUCGAGAGGGUUCCACUGACAAACAAUUUGAAUCUGGCGAUCUUGGCGAUGAUUCUGCCUGGCAAGAUCACUAUCGUGACAUCGACGCUUUCCCAAAGCAAGAUAUUUACAAGGGAGCAGGCGUCCAAAAUCCACUCAACUCAGCUCAGCUUCUUGAGCAGGCUGCUUUACGUGCUAAGGGAACACCAAACAUCCCAGACGAGAGCGAAAACGACUAUACUUAUGUCACUAAUGAGCGUCAAAAGAGAGUUCUGUUCUAUCCAAGAAGUCCUUACAACAUGUUCCAAGUCCCAGGUAAAAAGCUCACCGCGGCUCAUAUUGCGAAUAUCAAGGAAGGACUUCCUCUUCUUAACCCCCGUGAUGAAUACGGAAUUGCUAUCAAGAUGCCUACUGGUGGGUCGGGCGACAAUAUCUUCAACCACCUGGCAGAACAGCAAAGGAAAGCUCAAUACAAGGAUGCCGUUGAAAUGAAAGCUGGCAGAACUUUGGAGGCAAAGCGAUGGACUCAAACUCCUCCACCAAAACCCAAGCCCGUCAAUGCCAAACUUCCUGGUACUGUUGAGAACACCCCGGCUCCAAUCUCCGAGGCUGUACAGCACGCCAUGAAGAAGGCCAACAAAUACUUACCCACAAAGGGCAGUGGUCUUAGACAGGUUUCCACCAUGAGCCCUGUCCAGACUGAUCAAGAGAAGGGUUUGAAGGCUGCGAAGGAUUCUAUGCCCAUGUUCAACUUUGAUUUCACUGCUGCAUCCAUUGGCUGGAAUGCUGACCCUUUGGUUAUGGCACGUGUUCAGGAGCGUCUGGGCGAGGGUUACAUCCCUAUCACACCCAUUCCCGACCACAUUUGGCAUGAAUAUGAUGAUCUUGAACAAGGUCCAGUAGAGCAAGCAGUUGCAUCAUUGUUCGAAGGCAUUGACCCCAGAAUGUUUGGAUCUAUGCACAAUGGAAUCCAAGACCCAUCACGACCCCAACCCAAGUACUGGGACGAGCUUCCAGAAAGUCCCGUUGCUGAACGCGCCAUCAGAUUAUGGUAA